AUGGGGGUAUACGACGAAGCUAAAGUACGCAUCACAGACCUGCAGAAAAGAGCGAAACGUAUCUAUGAUGCAGGAGAGGCAAUGGUCGGGAAAGAACCGACAAAAACCGAAAGAACGAGAUUUAGAAUUAUGUUUGCCACUUUGGAGAAUUUAAAUACCGAUUUUGAAAGUCAGUUAUCAGUAAUUAUUCGGAACAUGGGUAAACCUGGAGUUGAAGUAGUUGACGCCGAUAAGUUACGAGAGGACUUCGAAACAGUUUACUUUGGUUGUAAAAUUUUGGCAGACGAGUACCUACCGGAAUCUAAUAAGCACAUAGGUUUAAAUGAUACCUUUAUUGACCAGAAACCCAGCGUAUCACCUGCUAAUUUUCUACCAAUUGAAAAGUUGGCUAUUCCAAAGUUUAAAGGAGACCCGAAAGAAUACACGAGUUUUCGUAACAUGUUCGAUAUCUAUAUACAUGACAAUCCACACAUAAAACCAGUGUUGAAGUUCGGAUACUUAAAAGGAUAUUUGGAAGGAGAACCUUUAAGACUGGUUGGAAAUCUUAUGUUGACUGAUAGUAAUUACGAAUUAGCGCUAUCCCAGUUAAAAGCUAGAUAUUCCAACCGUCGAGUCAUUACAGAAAGUCAUUUGGAUGAACUUUUUAAUGCACCCAAAGCUUUCCUUGGAAAUGGUAUUUCAAUUCGAAAUUUACUCAAUGUAGUUACUGAAACGAUCGGGGCUUUAGAAAAUCUCACGUACGCCGUCGACCAAUGGGACCCGAUACUCUUACACGUGCUACAGAAAAAAUUAGACCAACAACUUAGAGCUCAAUGGGAGCUAUCUGUAGAUACCACCGAAGAUCCUUCUGUGAAAGAGUUUACAGUAUUUUUGACCAAAUUUUGUAAAUCAGCCAUGACCGGACCGACGAAUUCUGUAUAUGAAAAAAGUAGUACCAAAAGUAAAUUUACCAAACCAACUACGUUAUUUAGUAGCCAAUCAGGAUCAUAUAGCACACCAGAAAAGACUAAGCAACAGGACCCAAGUGAGAAAAGGUCAUUUUCGUGUCAGGUGUGUAAAUUACAACCGGGUCAUUUACUCGUACACUGUUCUCAGUUUAAAAAAAACAGUCCGAAAGAGCGGCAUCAAAUCAUAAAAGAUUUAAAUCGAUGCUUUUUAUGCUUUAGUGAACAUUUAGCAAGUCAAUGUAAGAGUACCAAAUCUUGUAUGCAGUGUGGAAAAAGACAUCAUUCACUACUUCAUCUUAGUGAUACUGACAGACAAAUAGAUGAACCCGAAUCAACCACAUCAGCACAUGUCACUGUAGCAGCGGUCAAGGUGAAACACGGUCACGCGUCCAUUUUGCUAUCAACGGCUUUAGUGAAAGUGAAAAAUGAAAAUGGUGAAGUGAUAACCGUAAGGGCUUUGCUUGACAGUGCAAGUCAAAGUAGUUUUAUUACGGAAAGUUGCGUGUAUCGUUUAGGACUGUCAAGAGAGAAAACCAAAGUUACUGUCCAAGCGCUGUCGGGUACACCAGUACCGGUAGUACGUGGAAGUACCUCUAUAACAGUACGUCCUGUUUGUCAUGACAGUCCAAAGUUCGCAGUCAAUGUCCUCAUCUUACCUCGAAUUACUGGACCGAUACCGACUAACCGGAUUCAGGUCUCGCCAUGGCCCCACAUUGAAGGGUUGAAUUUAGCAGAUCCGGAAUAUUACGAACCAUUACCAGUCGAUUUAUUACUUGGAGCGGACGUUUUCCCCUAUGUUGUGUCAGGAGAGAAGAAAGAAGGUAGUAUAACUCAGCCAAUCGCUUUAUCAACUGUGUUCGGUUGGGUAUUGAUGGGCACAACAUCUGAUACGCCAGCAAAAAUGUCCGUCACUAUGUGCGCAACCACCGAGUCCGUGGACAGAACGCUUCAACGCUUUUUGGAAAUUGAGGAUGUUCCUACAGUGGUCAAAAGUAGUCCGGACGAAGAAGAAUGUGAAAGAAUAUAUAUCACUACUACGUCGCGGCAACCAUGUGGAAGAUACAUAGUUCACCUGCCCUUUAAACAAAAUCCACCAGUAUUGGGGAACUCCAGAGACCAAGCAGCACAACGUUUAUUCCAGCUCGAAAAACGGCUUGAAAAAUCUCCGGCAUUAAGAAACGAAUACAAUGAAGCGAUGAGGGAUUAUUUAAGAGCGGGCCACAUGAGUAAAGUGAAUCCAACCCUGACCGAUAGCCAGACGUCAUAUUACAUUCCGCACCAAGCGGUUAUACGUCCUGAAAGUUCCACAACAAAAAUGCGUAUUGUCUUUGAUGCAUCAGCGAAAACAUCUUCGGGUAAGUCCUUAAAUGAUAAUCUCCACUGUGGACCUAAACUGCAACAAGACCUACCGAGCAUCGUUCUUAGAUUCCGCCUUCAUGCAAUUGUGUUUACUACCGAUGUAAAACAGAUGUUUAGACAGAUAGUCGUCACUGAACCUCAUCGACCAUACCAGCGGCUUUUAUACCGAUUCAAUCUGAAUGAACCUAUUCAAGAAUAUGAGAUGAAUAUUGUCACGUUUGGUCAGAAAUCUUCUCCGUUUCUGGCUAUUCGUACACUCCACCAACUUGCACAGGACGAAGCUGCAACCGACCAAGCAAUAAAAACAAUUAUUCAACGUGAUUUGUACGUAGAUGACGUCACGACAGGGACAAAUACAGAAGAAGAAGCAUGUGUAUUGCAACAGAAACUCAUCAACAUAUUCGCAAAAGGCCAAUUUGAGCUACGCAAGUGGGCUAGUAAUUCUGCGAAGUUUCUAGGAAAAAUCCCAGAGGAGCACCAACAAACUAGCUCAAAGUCAUUUAAUGAACAUGGUUCGGAUUAUACCAAAGUACUUGGAUUAAAUUGGGAACCAGCGGCAGACCUAUUAAGUUAUAAGUAUCAACCUAACCCGAUAAAUUUCAGUAAGCGAGCCAUAUUAUCGGAAAUCGCCAGAAUUUAUGACCCGCUCGGCUUAUUGGCACCAGUCACAACGGAUCUUAAGCGACUAAUGAAAUAUUUGUGGAUAGCCGAGGUAGGUUGGGAUCAGCCUAUACCUGAAGAGGCUGCCACCUUAUGGGCAAAAUACCAUGAGGAGUUACCAGCUCUCGCAUCAUUGCGAAUUCCGAGAAGAGUGACCAGAACAAAUGCGACUUAUGAGUUACAUGGAUUCAGUGACAGCUCUGAGGCGGCUUAUGCGGCUGCUGUAUACUUACGAGUCGAUUCAGGCACUGAGGUCCAGUGCCAGCUGUUAAUGGGAAAAUCAAAGGUAUCUCCGGCCACGAAACUGUCCAUUCCGAGAUUGGAGUUGUGUGGAGCCUGGCUUUUAGCACGACUAUUGGCGUACGUCCGACCUAAUGUUGCAACUUUGAACAUAUCAAAUGUUACCGCAUGGACGGACUCCACGGUAGCCCUAGCAUGGAUUCGUUCUCCGACCGCCAAAUUGAAAACUUUCGUGGCAAAUCGCGUGGCGAAAAUCCAACAAAAUACCGAUGUCGGCAAUUGGCGACACGUACCGACUAGUGUCAACCCCGCAGAUUGCGCAUCACGAGGAUUAAGCCCAAAGCAGUUGGCAUCCCAUAGUCUUUGGUGGAAUGGUCCCAACUUUCUACGACAAUCUGAACAUUUAUGGCCCCAGGAGCUACCUAUGAACCCAACCAAUCACCGUGAUGAAGAGCUUGAGGAAAAUCCAAUCACUCUUGUGGUCCGAGUGAAAACCGAAGAAUGCCCAUUACUGUACCACUCAGAUAACUUCCCUAAAAUUCUGCGACUCACUGCUUACUGGUUACGUGUAAGAAAUUACUUGUCAAAUAAAUGUAAUUCAAUGCUCACUACGCCACCCACUGCUGACGAAAUUGAAAAGGCUGUUAAAGCUCAGGUACGGUGGACCCAGCAAGUAGCUUUUUACGACGAGUUCUGCAGUUUAGACGCAGGAAAAUCUUGUUCAGUACGUCUAAGGAAGUUGGCCCCUUUCUUGGAUGAUGACAAGUUACUCAGGGUAGGGGGUCGUUUGAAACACGCACAGAUACCGUACAAAGAAAAAUACCCUCUCUUACUCCCUAAGACUUCCCGUCUAACUACGUUACUGAUCGACUACGUUCACCGAGAAAAUGGUCAUCCUGGACCUCAAGCCCUUCAAAACAUUUUGAGCCAAGAUUACUGGAUAUUGUCUGCGAGAAGUAUCAUACGAAAACGGACCUAUAGAUGUAUUCCAUAUUUUCGAGCAAAACCAAUCGUUUUACAACCAGUCAUGGGAAACCUUCCAGUUCACCGGGUCUCUCAAAUCAAACCUUUUGGUCGAGCCGGGGUGGACUUCGCUGGACCAUUUGAAGUGAAAGCAGCUAUGUUAAGGAAGAUAAAAAUAACCAAAGCUUACAUUUGUAUUUUUAUUUGUAUGGCCACCACUGCCGUCCACAUUGAACUGGUGUCUGAAUUGUCCACACCUUUGUUCAUAUCCGCACUAAGCCGAUUUAUUAGUCGAAGAGGACGGUGUUCUGACAUACAUAGUGACUGCGGCACCAAUUUUGUUGGUACCCAAAAAUACUUGCAAAAUAUUGAUCACAUGCUUCGUCACGAUACCUUCGUAAAUCACCUCACCUCACACCAGAUAACCUGGCAUUUUAACCCACCGGCUGCUCCACACAUGGGUGGUCUGUGGGAAGCCGCAGUGAAAUCAACAAAGACACUACUACACCGGAUCACCAACGGAAAAGUGUUAACCUAUGAAGAGCUCAAUACAGUCCUUCAUCAAGUAGAGGCAACACUCAACUCACGACCACUCAGUGCCAUGUCUGCCGAUCCCAGUGACUAUAAAACACUGACGGCAGGCCACUUCCUUACGAUGGAACCACUGGUGCCCAUACCUUCCAUCCCCACGACGACCGACGCAAGUCAUAACCUAACAGUCACACCACGCAAUCGUUGGGCUUUGAUACAACAAAUCCAGAAUCAUUUCUGGAAUCGUUGGCACCGGGAAUAUCUACACACUCUCCAAGAACGACCCAAAUGGAACCGUGCAACCGUCAACAUACGUCUCGGAGCUCUGGUAAUCUUGAAGGAACCUACCCCGCCGCUCACUUGGAAAACUGCACGAGUGGUGGAAAUAUUUCCAGGCCCAGAUGGAGUCGUACGGGUAGCAAAAGUACGAACUGCCAAUGGAAAAAUAUUCACCCGUCCGGUAGUCAAGUUGUGUCCAUUGCCGCUAUAA
Acyrthosiphon pisum (pea aphid) is the source of this 5190-nucleotide messenger RNA. RefSeq lists its product as uncharacterized. Gene Ontology annotation, molecular function: nucleic acid binding. Gene Ontology annotation, biological process: DNA integration. The transcript has a single exon. The record is from RefSeq and is a predicted model, not a curated record. NCBI's taxonomy places the organism in Eukaryota, Metazoa, Arthropoda, Insecta, Hemiptera, Aphididae. The coding region runs from base 1 to 5190 and encodes 1729 amino acids.